CUUUUCAAAGCUUCAGCCAGAGGACAGAAGUAUCCCAGAAGGCACCACUGCAUAAACGAAGAAAUCACUGUGCGUCAAGGAAGAGACAGCGUGAUGAUUUCUGAACUUCAGAAGUCACGAUGCAGAUGACUUUACUGUUCAUCACAGUGUGGUUCACUCACUUCCUCAUCGCUUCAGCCUUCAAUUUCAACACUCUGCCAGCACACACCCCGAGUGGCUACACCGAAACCACACAAACAACUCCAAUAACAACAACAACAACAAACCAGCAACCCAAGACCCUAAUAAAAGCAACACCCUCUUCACCUCUGACCACAAUAACACAAGAAAACACAACAAAUCUGACCACAGAAGUGCACAUCCAGCCAAAUACAGCUCCUUCACAGGAAACAACAUCCCUGCAUCAAUACAACAGCACUCCGCCUCGAAAUGACAUGAUGGAUGAAGGUGUGAGCAUUAGCAGUGCUAGUGACAGUGCAAUAAGACACACAAAUACAAUAACAACGGUUUCCACUAAUUCUCCAAGACUGACCUCACAAGAGGAUGAAAAUAAUGAAACUUGGACAACAUCAAAGGUGGAUUACAAUAAUAACAGAUACACAGCAGAGCCAAACGUCACAUCCACGAUGGAAAUGACAUCACUACAUCAAUACAACAGCAAUCCAUUUCAAAAUGAUACAGAUGAUGAAGAUGUAAGCAUUAGCAAUGCUGGUGAUGUUCCUAUGAACUAUACAAUCAUAACACCAACAGUUUUCACUAACUUCACAAGACUGAAGUCCCAAUAUAAUGAAAAUGAAACACGGACAAUGUCAAACGUGAGUUACAAUGAUGAUGGAGACACAACUGAGUUAAAUACAACCCCAAACGUAACAUCCAUGAAUCAAUACAACAGCAGUCCGUCUCAAAAUCACUUGUUGGAUGAAGGUGUGAGCAUUAGCAAUGCUAGUGAUGUUGCUUUGAACUACACAAAUACAACACCAACAGUUUUUACGAACUCUCCAAGACUGACGUCACAAAAGGACGAAAAUAAUGAAACGUGGACAACGUCAAACGUGAGUUACACAGCUGAGCCAAAUACAACCCAAAACAUGACAUCCAUGCUGAAAAUGAGAUCCCUGCAUCAAUACAACAGCAGUUCGUCUCAAAAUGAUACGAAUGAUGAAGAUGUAAGCAUAAGUAAUGCUAGUGAUGUUGCUGUAAGCUACACAAAUACAACACCAACAGUUUUCACUAACUUUACAAGACUGACGCCACAAAGGGACGAAAAUAAUCAAACAGGCAUAAGUUACAAUCAUAUUCAGACUGUAGAUCCAUUCAGCAAUGUCUCCACCGAUCCCUGGAAGGAGAAAGGAGAUGAAACAACGAAAGCUGAUGAGGGAAAUUACGAAACAAACUCCACCCGGGCCACAUUUGUUAAUACGAGCGAGCAGUGGAGAGAAACACGAGGCACUGAGGGAAGUUACGGCUUUACAAGUGAACACAGAGAGGAAGAUUACAACACAACAGCGAAUACAACAGCAACAGAUUGGUCAACUUCACAAAACACAGACAUUCUCACGACCACGCCAGCUUUCACAAUAACACAAGAAACGGCGGUUACUGAUGAACCUGAAUAUCACACCUCUGCAGGUGGUGUAAAUCAUUCUACGAAACCGCAGGACUUGUUCACGUCCACAUAUAUAGAAAGUGAAAACAUGACAGGAACAGGCGCACCCAUUGGUUCCACCAACAAUAACAACAACAACUCUAUCAUAACCGAUGUCUUAACAGACAACAGCUCAUAUCCCACCACCAACAUAACAGACACAGAAAGCAAAGUGUGGCCUACAUGUUCGAACUCCUCUCGCCAAUCCACGAUGGUUUGCUUCAUCACAGUAUGGGCUUUAGCAAUGACCGCAGCCAUAUUUCUAGGAGUAACCAUCUUUCUUUGGGUGCGUCUAUCGAUUGUUAAAGAAAGAAUGAAGAUGAAGGAGAAGCGAGUUGAGGUGGGUGAGAAGCAGAGCCUUUGGGCCGACCCGAAAGCAUCUGUGCAAGAGAGAGUGGAGUUUUGGUACGUCAACGGAUCCACACUGGAGGCCGACAGAAAGGACAAGGACAGAAAGAGGCAGGAGAGGAUGAAGAGAAGGGGACAGGAACAGGUUAAUGAGGAGAACGAGCUGUGGAUGCAGCCUAGAGUGACUGUAGAUGACAUUACAGAGUUCUGGUACGCAAACAGACGCAUGAGAGAAGAGAGGAUGCGGGACAUGGGGUUAUAAACUUCCAAAAAAAAAAUCACCACGAGAAACAGUUUGGACAAUCUGAUUACGAUUAUUAUAGUAGUCAAUGAUUCUACGUGGACUUAUUUAGUGUAAAUAGUUUGUGUUUAGCUGUAAACUGCAAAAACUCUGUUACUGUCAUACAAACCCUGUUAUAGAAGAGUCAUAUUUCUGGGUUUUUAUUCACUUUCUGUUUGUUUCACUGUGUAAUGUUGCUGUUUAAACCUAAAAUCUGACCUGAAAAGUUACAAUGUCUACUCAAACAUCAGUCUUUCUGUAAAUCAGUAAACACUGAACUUCCUGAAACACCUUGAUUGUAGUCUUGAGGUUUCUCCAUGAAAUUAUCACAACAUAAUUUCCCCUAUUUUAAUAGUGUGUGCCUAUAUUGUAAAAAUUAUCCGUUAAUUAACAGGUUCCGUAUUUCAUGAUUUACAGUUUUUUCUGUUUAUUUAAAGUUGUGAAAUGUACUAUGAGAUGUUAAACUGUGUCGACAUUUUAUGAUGUAAAUUCAACUGAGCAUUUUAUCAAAGUGACUAUUGCUACACUGUAAAAAAAAAAUCCUGGUUGCCUUACAGCUUUAAGCUGAAUCAAAUGAACCUUAUAAGUCCUUUGAACUUAUGUUAA
Molecule: messenger RNA, 2879 nt
Organism: Danio aesculapii
Lineage: Eukaryota; Metazoa; Chordata; Actinopteri; Cypriniformes; Danionidae
Product: mucin-2
Exons: 2
Coding region: 120-2255 (711 amino acids)
Source: RefSeq, a predicted model, not a curated record